AUGGGCGAUUCCGACGGGACCGCGCAUGGCAAGCUUAUUCCGGGAUUGCCUGACUCAGUUGUUCCAGCGGCGCCGGGCGGCAACGCUGGAUUCAAAAUCCCGGGCAUGACAGCCGACACAGUGAUCAGGGAGACCCCUGCCGUGAAGGACACCCCGGGCCGCGUGAUCCUUAGUGGUUACUACCGUGGCAGCUUCGUUUGCGGCCACCGGAAGCUCACCGACCAGAGCCAGCAGUGCAGCGCCAUCAUGAAGAACCAAGCGCACAACAUUCGUUCGCAUGUUUCCAAGCAGCACAACGGCAACUCGGCGUACCAGCGCCACGCAACCGCGGACAUGAGCGGAGGUCUGCCUUGCGGCGAAGUGGACUGCAACCAGACGUUCAGCAACCGGCACAACCUUAUCCGCCACCUUCGCGAGGUACAUCGCCUUCGCAACAUCAAGGGACAGCCCAAGCAAUACUAA
Messenger RNA from Neoarthrinium moseri, 462 nucleotides. RefSeq lists its product as uncharacterized. The transcript is spliced from 3 exons. NCBI's taxonomy places the organism in Eukaryota, Fungi, Ascomycota, Sordariomycetes, Amphisphaeriales, Apiosporaceae. The record is from RefSeq and is a predicted model, not a curated record. Bases 1 to 462 code for a protein of 153 amino acids.